Molecule: messenger RNA, 2838 nt
Organism: Corylus avellana
Lineage: Eukaryota; Viridiplantae; Streptophyta; Magnoliopsida; Fagales; Betulaceae
Product: spindle pole body component 110
Molecular function (GO): actin binding
Source: RefSeq, a predicted model, not a curated record
AUGUUGCAGAGAGCAGCAAGCAAUGCAUAUUCAUGGUGGUGGGCAAGCCACGUCAGGACAAAGCAGUCAAGAUGGCUGGAAGAAAACCUCCAAGAUUUGGAGGAGAAGGUGAGAGAGACGCUCAAAAUCAUUGACAAUGAUGGGGAUUCGUUUAGAGAGAGGGCAGAAAUGUACUACAAGAAGAGGCCGGAGCUCAUAAACUUUGUGGAAGAAGCCUUCAGGGCAUACAGAGCUUUGGCAGAGAGAUAUGAUCUCCUGUCAAGACAGCUGCAAACUGCCAACCGCACCAUUGCCACAGUUUUCCCUGAGCAUGCUCAGUAUGCAAUGGAUGAUGAUGAUGAUGAUGAUGAUGAAGAAAAUCUCCCUGGAACAUCCACUGAUCCAAACAAACCCAUCCCAAAAGUCCCCAAGAUUCCAGAGAAAGAUUUCAGGAGCCAAUCUAUGUUGAUCUCAAGGAAGAAGGGGCCUUUUAAGAGAGCUGUUAGUUCUGCUAAAGCUGCUUCAGGGAUGAGCAAAAGUGAGGCAUUGCAGGAGAUUGAUAAGCUUCAGAAAGAAACAUUGGCACUGCAAACUGAGAAGGAGUUUGUGCAAAGCUUGUAUGAACGCGUUAAUGAAAAGUAUUGGGAAAUUGAAAACAAAAUCACGGAUACGCAGAAAAGAGUUUGCGGCCUAGAGGAUGAGUUUGGCAUAGAAAUUGGUAUAGAUGAUGAUGAAGCUCGAACUUUGAUGGCUGCCACGGCUCUAAAAUCGUGCGAACAGACUUUGGUUAAGUUGCAAGAGAAACAAGAGGAAUCAGCAGAAGAUGCAAGAGUAGAGCACCAAAGGAUUAAGGAUGUCCAUGAGAAGUUUGCAACAAUCAAAAAUGAAUUUGUUUCCAAACAAACGGAUGGAGUGGAAUUGAAGAACAUGGAGCAAGAGAGACAUGACAUGGAAUUGGAACGGGAGAACGUUGUUGAGGAACAAGUUGAUGUGAAUUCAAGAAGCUCGCUGAGUGUGAUGGAACUGGCAGAGAAGAUUGAUGAUCUUGUAAAAAUGGUUGUUACUCUGGAAACUGCUGCCUCUUCUGAGACUGCUUUGGUAGAGACACUAAGGUCAGAAACAGAUGAACUUCAGGAACACAUUCAAAGAUUGGAAGGGGAUAAGGAGAAUCUUGUUGAGAGUUCAGAAAAUAUGGGAAACAAGUUAAAAGAGUUGGAGGAGGAGCUGCGGAGAGUUAAAAUUCUCAACACAAGUUUGGAAGACAAAAAUAACAAUCUGCAAACACAUUUCUCUGAAGCUAAUAAUCUUUCUGGGAAAUUGCAAGGUGUGGAGCAGGAUAAGGAGGAUGAGGAUACAGGAUUGUUCCAGGAUGUGAUCAAAGCUGUUCCUGAUGCCGAACCAGAAAAUGGGUCGGAAGAAGAUAGAGAAAAGAUAGCAGAAAAGGAAGAGAAGAAGGUUGACGACACCCUUUCGAUGCCUGAAAAACCUCAGGAACCAUUGCAGCAGGAGAGAGAUGAGAAGCAAGAUUCAUCUGAGACAGUAGACAGUAAUCUUGAUGUUGUGGCAGAGGAAUUAGAGGAAGAGGAGGAAGAAGAUCAACCUAUCUGGAAGAAGAUGUUUGUAAAGGGGUUAGAGGACAGAGAAAAGAUUAUACUAGAUGAGUACACUUCAGUUCUUGGUAAUAAUAAGUUAUUAAGGAAGAAGCUUAGUGAAGUGGAGAAGAAAAACAAGGAUAGCAACUUUGAACUGGAAAUGCAGAUAAGAGAACUGAAGAGUGCUGCUGCCUCAAAAGAUGAGAUGAUCCAAUCUUUACUUCAGAAACUAAGCUGCCCACAGCCAAGUACAAAUACCACACCAGAAUACAAAUACGUGAAUCAGGAAAGCAUUAGCCAAACAGCAGCUAUCACAGAGGCCUCUAACAUCCUCCUACCUUCGAAUUCGGAUCGAAAGACACUUUCUGACUUAUUUGGUGAUGAAUCUACAGAACUAAUCGGCGAAUCCCCCGGAAACUCGAAAAGAUCUCUUGCAAAGCAAAAAAACAUCAAGGUAAAUCAGGUUGAUCACCACCAUGCUGCUUCAAGUAAUGAAGAAAAAUUCCGCUCCGAAAUCGAUGAUCUGCUGGAGGAAAAUCUGGAGUUCUGGCUUAGGUUUAGCACUUCAGUUCAUGAGAUACAAAAAUUCCAGACUUCAGUCCAGGAUUUGCAUGCAGAGUUGCAGAAAGUAAAGGAUAAGAAGCAAGAAGGAAGUGGCAAAAACCAAUCAUCAAAAUCAGAUCUCAAACCCAUAUACAGACACCUGAGAGAGAUACAAACUGAAGUGUCUUUAUGGUUGGAACAUAAUGCAGUGCUAAAAGAGGAUCUGCUUAGUAGAUUAUCAUCCUUAUGCAGCAUUCAAGAAAACCUAUCAAGAAUGUCCAAGGCAGAUUAUGCAGAAGAAAAGACAGCUCUUACUGCAUACCAGGCUGGAAAGUUUCAAGGUGAGAUUCUCAACAUGAAACAGGAGAACAGCAAGGUCUCCAAUGAACUACAAGCAGGCCUCAAUCGUGUGACAGCACUGAAGGUUGAUGUUGAGAGGACCCUGGAGCAGCUGGAUGAAGAGCUUGGGAUUACAGCAUCAAAGAAAUACUUGAGAAGUCAGCCUAGAAUUCCCUUAAGGUCUUUCUUAUUUGGGGUUAAGGUGAAGAAGCAAAAGCCAUCAAUCCCUUCAUUCUUCCCAUGUGCGAAUCCGGCAUUGCAGAAACAGUACAGUGAUCUAGCUGGAUUGCAUGUGUAGAUUAGCCCUUCUCUCAUUGUUUUGUUUACUUUCAAUUGGAGUCUUCUUUCUUGAUUCUGAUAGUUGAAUACAUUCCGAAAAAAAAAA